GCUACGUCAUUGUGUUGAUGACGACGUAUUAAUUUGAUGAAGCAACACGACCAAAAACAUCAUGUCAUGCCACCGCCCGUACUACACCGGAAUACUAUACAAGCAUGGGCCGACCCAGCAAUAUCAUCUGAGACCUAAGCCAUCGACAUGGAAAACAGCUGCUACAAGGCUGCACUAUUGCGCGUAUUUUGUCAGUUGUUGAGAACAACGCCAAAAAUGCGGCGGAUACAUGCUGACUCGUCAGCGAGAUAUUCGCCGUCUCUCCGUUUCAUGAUCUCGCUUCUAUUUCUUUGGUCCUGCGGUAAUAUCCAGCGAGUCACUUUCGCCAUCGCCGAGUUACCGUUACCGAAGGCGCCUGCUCCGGCCUUGACCAGCAAGAACGUUUAUUGGUUGUACCAGCACGGUAUCUAUCAUGAAAAGCAGAACUUUUACGCAGCUCCCCCCUCUGCGCCCCUCCGGGAGGCGAUGGAGAAUCCCGAAAUCGCACGACCACAGUGUGCACACGAGGUGUGGAAAAAGCUUCCCCGACUUCUUAGCAAAGGCUACCACCGGCUGAGCCAGCAGCUAGAACAGGAACGUGAUGAACAAGUUGUUGGGCGAGAAGGACGAACUGCUUCAUCAUCCGGAGCCGGAAAUGUUGAAGAGCGAAAAAACAGCUGGGCAAAGGACGACAUGGCACAACAAGAUGAAGCACACAGGGAUUCGCAAGCUAAUUUGGCUGCUUCUCUGCGGUCAAGAAAUGCGGCCGAAAUUGCAAGCGGUGUCUUGGGUGGGAGCGCCGCUGACGAGCCUUACUACAUCACUCGCGAAGAUCCAGAAGCCAGCCGUGUACAACCUGCAGUGGAUAUCCCUGGUCUCUUUUCAGAAACUUCAAGGCUGCCUCUGUUUCUGUUGCGUUCGUGGUAUUUUCGAUUUCGGAAAACGUGUUGGGCUGGCUUUCUCGCGUUCAUCUUUUUCCUGAUCGAACUGCACCACAGACUUUUUGUCCCGGUAGAUGACCUAUCAAAUGUAAAAAUGUCUGGGUCUGGAAGCUUGUGAUGCUAAAAUGUGCAUGAUGAAAACACUUCCGAAUGCAGUCCGGCAUGACAACUUCCCAAAACGCUUUGUCAUAGGCAAUCCGCAUGAGAGACUGCGUUUUUGCAUGACAAAAGAGGCUGCGACUUUUGUUGGUUAUGCAAUACAGAUUUUCUAGGUAUGGAAAGCUAGCAUUACAAGUUCUAAUCUUCCAGACCCAGACAUUUUUACUUACAAUCCAUAUGACCAGGACGACAUUCAGAAGCUCAUCGCAAAAUCUCUGGGACUACCAGGCCAACAUGCAAGCGACGUUACCCAUGCAAUCCGGCGAACCAAUGGCGCUGCUAUAAUUCCUUCCGUCUUUCGGUUAGUUGCGUCCUCUGUGACCCGCCUCCAAUCGCCACUAGGCUGGAUUCAGGCGGAAAUUGCGGACUACCCACUGCAACUCCACUUUUUCAAAUUUCCUUUCGGGAAGAUCGGCCUUCUGCUCGCAAAAGAACUCAUAAAGUGGGGCAAGUUUCGCCCGGGGCGGAUCCGCGACGAGCAGGAGGAGCAGCAAGUGCGCUGGAACCUUACGACUUUCGCCUACGACCAGAUUCACGCGCUAGAGUUCAAACCCCAACCGCGGUACACCGUUUCGUCAUUGUCAUCCGCGAGCGCAGACCCAGUCCCAGACACGGAGGAAAACAGACACAACAAGAGCCGUAUGUUGCAGGAAGACCCCAAAAUCGCAGUGCUGGAUCCGGCCCACAGCGACAACGCCUUUUCGAUGCUGCAGUUUUUGUUUCCCGAUGAACAGAGAGCACAGGAGAAGCGACGAAGAAGUAGUCUCAAGACACUGGAUUCUGCCAAAAAGCGCGCUAGUACAACGACACCGCCGUUGAUCGUGGAUGUUGGCGUUUUCGACGGUGGCGACUGGGCUGCGGCGGCGAUUGAGGCCGGUUUUCAGACUAUUGGCUUUGAGCCGGUGGCCGAAAAUCGUAGACAGUUCGUUGAAAAAACCUUGAGGGUGUAUGGAACCUGUAACGUCAAAAUGCACGACGGUCACGAAGAUUCAGAUCUAGGUUAUCUUACAGAGGAGAUAACGUCGGCCCAGGAUGUCCAGGCGAAGGAAGCUCAAAGCGCCGCGAGCAGCGCCUCAGUUUUUCCGUUGCAGCGCGACGACCGAGCAAAUUACAUUUUAAAUGACGUAUUUCGUAUGGAAUUCAUGCCUGCUGCUGUUGAGUUUCCCGCUGGGUAUCUUGAACCUCAAUCCGCGAAGCCAGCGCCAGAGCAUGCGGUUGAACAAGGGCAACGGCAAGAAGACUCUGGCAAUCGCAAUCAAGCGAAGACAUAUUUUUAUGGGUACCGCUGGAACAAGUGCCCGCGUCGAAAUUUCUGCGAAGACUUGCGGCGGAAAUUCGUCAACGAAUUUGUUGGAAACGAGGACCUGUGUGAUGUUGGAAAGAAACGCAACAUGCACAAACACCGCUACCACCUUUUUGCGUUUGCUAUUGGGGAUGAGAAAACAACUGUUCGCAUCGAGCGCCGAGGCGACUACACUUCCCUACACGAGCAAGACUUCCUUGGGAGCCGCGCAGAGGGUGCAAGUUUCGAAGACGUGCAAGUCGAGACCCUCGAUGCAUUUUUUACGUUUUCUGAUGUAGCAGCUUCUGCUUCUCACCACGAGGUAUUUGUUUCCAACCACUCUGUCAACGAGGCGGGUCGUCGUGGAGCAUUUUCAUCUUCUCAAGCGGAAUAUCAGAAUCAGAUCGAAAGCGAUAUUGAUGAGCUGCGCCCUCGACUACAAGACGUAGACGAGAUCUCUUUGCUGAAAAUCGACGUCGAGGGAUAUGAGCUUUCUGUACUGCGGGGGGCCGAAACCUUAUUACGUAAAAGAAGGAUCAAGCACAUCUGGCUCGAGUUUCAGCCGACCUCCCUGUUGGCUGCCGGAACGGACCCAGUGUCCCUGCUGUGGUUCUUGCAUGGAUUCGGAUUUCGAUGUGCCUCCCGCCACCUUGGGCAAUUGCUGGCGCAGCUGGAAGAAGUCAAAUACGUCAAGGGCAGCACAGAGACGAACACUCUCUUUCCGUUGAGCCGCGCGUCCGCAUCGUUUACGAAGUAUCUGGCGUUUUGGUACGACACAAGCGUAAAUGUCACAUUUGAAGGACCCGAACACAGUUUCGCGGACGAUCUACUUUGUACGCUGGAAAAUGAAGAAGUAUAAAGCUGUUUGACUUUACUUCAUAUUGAUUGGCUCAGGUAGUUCUGCCACCGUUUCUUAGGUGGAGUGGGACAAGUAAAAAGAUCAAGAUUUUUGGUUUCCAAGAAAGCCGCCAAGACAAGGCGGCAUACUUAUUUAUUACAUCGAUCUUCAAAUGAAAUGCAGCAGCACCAGCAGGACAAACACGACAGCGGUUGCAACCUGCGCAAAAAUCCCUUCGUGGUCGAACAUUUGAAUUUGUAGCCCUCUUUGUGGUGUAUGUGUAAGACUAAGAGUUUCGAUAAAAAGAUGACACAAUAUCUUGUCGUAGCUCCGAAAAUAUGAUUAACAUAGAUACAUAUCGGAGACGAGCCUACUUUUCGUUUCUCGACAU
This is a messenger RNA of Amoebophrya sp. A120, 3590 nucleotides long. NCBI's taxonomy places the organism in Eukaryota, Dinophyceae, Syndiniales, Amoebophryaceae. The record is from the annotation of a GenBank genome assembly.